AUGCACGAGAAUGGGAACGGAAAUGGAGGUGGAGGGAAGAUCUCCUUCUACGCGCCGGGCAGCUUCCCGGGCUCCAAGCCCUCCGUGCCCCCCAUCUUCCAGUGCCUCAAAAGGCCCAAGGAGGCCAUGGAGAUCGACACUCAGCUCCGGGAUGCUGCUAGUUCCAAGGAGCUGUGGCGACUUAUUUCCGCUAGCGCCAGCCGCUUCGACGUGGGCAACGUGGUUGUAGCCUUCACCUGCGCUGCCAAGGUGGAUGAAGGGGAGGUGGCAUUGGGCUUCGGGCUGCUGGCCUUGGUGGAGCGAUUGAUGGCGGCCUUGGACCAAUUAGAGCCCCGGGGCUUGUCCAUGACCGCCUACUCGGCCGCCAAGUUGGGCUUCGGCGACCCCAGGCUGCUGACGCAGCUGGCGCUGCAGAGCUGCCGCAAGGCGAAAUCCUUCGGCGCCACGGACGUGGCCAAAGCGACCUGGGCCUUCGCCAAGCUGCGCUUCGUGGAAGAGGAGCCGGCUCAGCAGUUCUGGCGAGCCAUGGCGGCGCCGGCGCUGGCGACGCUGAAAGGCGGGGCGCGCUUCGUGGACGUGUCGAUGACGGCGUGGGCCUUCGCCAGCAGCGGCUGGGCCAGCGACGAGCUCAUGGCCGAGGUAGCCUCCGAGACACGGCGGGCGUUGCCGGAGCUUCCGCCCAGGAGUUUGGCAGGCAUCGCCUGGGCCCUGGCGCGCGCCGACUUCCGCGACGCCGAGCUCUUCCGCGCCAUGGCGCGCCGCGCCGCGGCGCAGCUCGCGGAGUUCUCGGCGCACGACGCCGCCUCCUUCUGCUGGGCGUUCAGCGUGGCGGAGAUGGCGGAAGAGCAGCGUCAGCUCUUCGAAGAGUUGGCGGGGCAGCUGGACCAGCGGGGCGCCCUGCGUCGGCUCAGCUGCCCCUUGGCCGCCGAGCUCGCCUGGGCCUUGGCUGCGGCCAAGGUGGAGGCUCCUGGAGCCUUCGCAACCCUGGAAGAGCUCUGCGUGUCGAACAUCGAGAUGCUGGAGACGGAGGACGUGUGCGGCUUCGCCUGGGCCUUCGCGUCCAAAACCGCACGCCCCUCCACCUGGCGGAAGCUGGCGGAGUAUGCGGAGAGGCAGAAGAAGGGCUGGGGGAAGGCUUCCUUUUUUCGGAGGCUUAUGGCUGCCAACUGGGAGCUCGGGGAUCUGAACCGAGAGGGUGGAUUGCCCGGCAUGGACCGCCGCAACUAUCUCGUGGCAGCCUGCCAAAUCGACCCCGAGGCCCGUGACGCGUAUCACGCAAACCUUCCGGAAGUGGUGUCGGAGAGCCUCGUUGACCUGGCCAUGGCAUGUACUGCGGAGGCGUGCGGCAUGUUGGACAAACCGCUGUUGCGCGCGGGCUAA
Effrenium voratum is the source of this 1380-nucleotide messenger RNA. The record is from the annotation of a GenBank genome assembly. Lineage: Eukaryota; Dinophyceae; Suessiales; Symbiodiniaceae.